Pelobates cultripes (western spadefoot toad) is the source of this 17535-nucleotide messenger RNA. The record is from the annotation of a GenBank genome assembly. Lineage: Eukaryota; Metazoa; Chordata; Amphibia; Anura; Pelobatidae.
GUAACAACUAGAACACAUUCGCUCUAAUAACCGCCUUUAAAUAAAGAAUGGAUGCAGGCAUCUUACGUUUUGCCGCUUUCAGUUCAAUCUACUAAGCGGAAGUCUCCACCCACCGGUGACUCCGGAAGUUCCGCCAUGUUACCGGCGACCCUGAGAGGUAGUGUGAAUUUAGCGGCCACUCAAGGGCUGGGAGAUAGAGGAUCGGGGUGUGUUGGUGGAGGGUGAGGAUAGGCUGAUGGCUGCCUGAGAGUAAUAGGCGUUUAAUAGCUUGUUAUCCCAUACUAACGCCAAUGUGAGGGUUAUAUAUAUAUAUAUAUAUAUAUAUAUAUUUACACACACACAUCCUUUAAGUUGAUCCUGACCCAUGACACCCCCUGUAAGGAUUGCUUUUAGGAAUGUAUGGUGUGUUACAACAGCAACAUUUAUAGAGCCAUAGGAGUGUUUUAAAUUUAACAUUUAAAAAAAAAAAAAAACUUUUAAUAACUUUUAUACACACGCCUACAUUUAACAGUGUGCCAAAUAAGAUGACAAGUUUUAGAAAAAUACAAUGUUAAUAUUUCAGUAUUCUAAAUUAUUAUUUUAGGGAAUUUAUAUAGCGCCAACUCCGCAGGGCUUUACAAUAUAAAUGACCGAUAUAGAUAAUAAUGCACAAUUAUGGUGAAAUAAGGUUUUUUAUUUUUGUAGGCUUUGUGUUCCUUUAAUGUUAGGGUAGCAAUGGUAUAGGUGCAGUUGCUAUCAUUCAUAAAUUCAGUUCCACUCCUAAUCUUAAUAUGCCAGGAGAGGAGUUUGGGAUACAGAAUCACACAUUUUUUUUUUGUCAACUCAGGUCACCCUCCACAAUAUCAUUAUCAUUAUUAGACGACUAAAUUAGAAAGGUUGCAGUUGCUGCCUUAGAGUGUAACUCGUAUUAAUGUCAUACAGGAUUUAAGUCCCUGUACUGCACUGAGAACAGUGCAUGUCUUGCGUCAACACUGAAGAUUGCAGGAUUUAAAAACACAUCUUUUUCAAUAAUAGGCAAAUCAUAUAAUAUGUUUGUACAUACAUUCUGAAAAAGUUUUUUUUUUUUUUGUUUUUUUUUUUUACAGUAGAUUUAUACACCUUAAUACUGACACAUUAAUUCUUAAAAUGUAUUCGUUAUACAGACUAAAACAUGCACUUAUUGUUUGUGUUUCUUCUCAGACUGGCUUGGCCAGCUCUUCUUUCCUCCCGCCUGUCAUGGCAGCCUGGUCCCGUGAAGCUGUUUUGACUCUUUACCGUGCCCUCUUGCGCCACGGGCAACAACUGCGAUAUACAGACCGCGACUUCUACGCUGCAUACAUUCGUCGAGAGUUCAGGAACCAGCAGAGACUCUCAAAACUGGAGGAUAAAGAGAGGCAGCUUGAAAAAGGACAGUUUUUUCUUAAGACCAAGCUUGGUGGCUUGGUUUAAUAACUACAGACAUUGAAUUUCAGUUAACCAGUGUGGGUGAGUAUCGUUUUGCUCAAAAAGCACACCUAGCAACAUUAUUGUAAGCUGUGACUAUGUGCUAGUAUGUUAUUGAGAAAGUAUGUGUAUUUGCAAGGGAGGCUGGAGUACAGUAGACCUGUUUUCUGCAAAUAGUGCAAAUGAUGUAAUCAACAUCAGUUAAAGGACCACUAUAGUGCCAGGAAAACAUACUCUUUUUCCUGGCACUAUAGUGCCCUGAGGGUGCCCCCACCCUCAGGGUCCCCCUCCUGCCCGGCUCUGGAAGGGGGAAAGGGUUAAAAACUUACCUUUUUCCAGCGCUGGGCAGGGAGCUCUCCUCCUUCUCUCCUCCUCCGUUCCUCCUUCUGGGCUGAAUGCGCACGCGCGGCAAGAGCUGCGCGUACAUUCAGCCCGUCGCAUAGAAAGCAUUUACAAUGCUUUCCUAUGGACGCUUGCGUGCUCUCACUAUGAAAAUCACAGUGAGAAGCACGCAAGCGCCUCUAGUGGCUGUCAAUGAGACAGCCACUAGAGGAUUAGGGGGAAGGCUUAACCCAUUAAUAAACAUAGCAGUUUCUCUGAAACUGCUAUGUUUAUAAAAAAAAAUGGGUUAACCCUAGCUGGACCUGGCACCCAGUCCACUUCAUUAAGCUGAAGGGGUCUGGGUCCUAGAGUGGUCCUUUAAUCAUGUAACUGUAUUCAGUUUCACUCCCAGUAUCAGUAUGCAAGUUUAUACUUGCCUGAAGCUGUUGUCUCCCCUUAAGAUUGCUGCUGCAGCAGAUAGAAAAUGUUUUAUGAAAAUGCCCCUGCCUUUUCAGUGUUUUAUCCCACAAUGCAUAGAAUUCAAUGCAUUCUUGCCAAUUUUGGAAUGUUGCAUACAACAUUUGGGAUGGGUAAGGUGUAAGCAUUCAUUGUGCAGGUGCAUAGACCUAAAAUAGUAGGGAAAUGGCUAUAUUCUGUAUACAAAAAAUAAAAUAAAAAAUCAGAGGUUUAACAUUGCUUAGCAGAUAAGCCAUAACAAAUAAAAUAGCACUCAUGAAAUGGUGCUAUCAAUAAAGACUCAGGGUGCCUCCUCCAGAGGUAUGGGUGCCAAAUAAUUCACUCCAAACAGACACUGAAUUCUGGAUGCUCAGCAGAGCAACUUGAGUCAGUCUGCCAGAAUGGAUGGUUUUAGAAUUUUCAGCGGUUUAACUGUACAUAUAUAUGAAUGUGCGCCAGGUAUUCAAAAAGGCCCUACGUGUUUCAUCCACCUUCGUGGACUUCCUCAGGGCAAUAAGUAUAAGACUCAAAUGAAAAAGAAACAUGAUUGUUCAUUGUGGUUUUUUUUUUUUUUACUUACAGCCAAGUAAAUUGUGUACAUCGAAAAAGUGUUAGAUCUUUGAGUUCAGCUCAUGAAAAAUGGGGACAAAAACAAAAGUGUUACGUUUAUAAUUUUCUUCAGUGUAUAUAAUUGUGGGAGUAAUUGAAUGCACUUCAGUAGUCUGAAGGUGUGUUAAAUAAAGGAAUAAAAUUUGAUCCAUGCAUAUCACAAUUUACAGCUAAAAUGUAAUCAGUAGUAAUAAAAGUAGUCCUACUUUUACAACUUAUCUGUUUAACGACGGCUCAGACUUACGACCAGCUCUCUAGCGCAGGGAUUCAAGGGAUUCCCCACAUUAGAGAGCUGAUCUGUGUUCAGGGAAUUUUCCCAGAACAUAGACCUGCACUGGUGCACAUGCUCUGUAGCACAUCCUCACUUACUGACCAAUUCAUCAGAACGGAACCCGGUCGGUAAGUGAGAAGAGCCAAUGUUAACUUUUCAGUUUGGUCUCUGUUUCAGGACAGUAUUUGCCUUGAGAAAAUAAAGCGUUAAUUUCCCAAGGAAAAUAAUCACCAGAUUAUGUGGGACAGUACCUUUUUAAUUUAAGCUUGUAAAUGAUUGUAGAGUUUGUUCUCUGAUGUCUGUGAAAGAACUCUGGCUAGUUAUUAAAUUUGGACAUAUUUUGAUUAGGUGAUUUUUUUUUAUUAAAUAUUUUUUUUAGGGCGAUCUUCCCUGUAUUUUUUUUUUUUUUUGCUGAAUCAUGGCAGGAGCUGGGGAGAAGAAAGGCAAGAAGGACGACAAUGGCAUUGGAACUGCCAUUGAUUUUGUGUUAUCCAAUGCACGUUUGGUACUUGGUGUGGGGGGAGCUGCCAUGCUGGGAAUAGCUACACUGGCUGUUAAACGGGUAAGUAACCAGGAUAUCAAUGGAUAGGAAAGAAGUGUGCUGUUUUACAUAUUUUCACUUUGUACAUUUAAAUAAAAAUGUCAAAGUUGAAAGUUCCUCUAAAAAAAAUAAAAAAAAAAUUUAAUUCCUUGUAUCUAAUUUGCUGGCAUGACUUCAUCCUCGCCGCUACUACACCCGUUGAGAGAUCUUCACGUGUGAGGAUGUUCAGUGCCAAUCAUGUGCUUCUCAUAGAGUAGCAUGGGUGUCGCCACAUUUUGCUCUUCUGAUAAAUUCAGUGUGGAACUUGGCUCACAUAUGAAAGAGACAAUUUCUCUUGAGCUCAGCACUUUCAGAAAAUAAGAGAAGGGAUAUGCAUGUAACCCCUAAAGCUCAUCUGGGAGCGGUUUCUUUAAUCCUAUUUUAUAUUUUACUGUUUUUUUCAGUGCUCCAACAGUUAAAGUGUGUGUGUAAAUAUAUAGUGUAGAUUGCUUCAGAUCUGAGUAAGAGAGGAAAACUCUUGAAAGCUUGUCUUUGAAAUAUUAUGUUAGUCCAAUAAAAAAGGUAUCAUUGCAUACUGCAAUACUCUGGUAUUUUGGCAUUAUAUAUAUAUAUAUAUAUAUAUAUAUAUAUAUACACACACUAUAUAAUAUAAAAUAAACAUAAUGUAUUGAGAUAGAGAAAGAGCAUCCCAGUUGUAAGUUAAAUGCAUUAUUUGGCCAUAUUUGUUUUCAUUAUUAGUCAUGCAGCAGCAAUAGAUUUUUUUUCAUCUGUGCUGUCGUCACCCUUACCAGAUGUAUGAUCGAGCAAUCAGUGCGCCUGCCAGUCCUUCACGUUCCAGUCAGUCUGGGAAACGGAGCUGGGAGGAACCAAGCUGGCUUGGAUCUUCUACAAGGCUUUUGAACAAAGACAUGAAGACAAAUGUGAGUCGUAGCCUGCAGACUCUCCCCACUGACCCUUCAGUAUUUGAAUCAGGUGAGGAUGUGUUCACAAUAAACUGCUUACAUUAUUUUCAAGGUUCAUGACACUUUGCGUUAUUAGUGGAAGCUAUCCAAGCGUUGCGUAACAAUUAUGGGCUAGGAGAGCGGCUGGCACAUUGGCCCACUUUGGUAAUUGACCUCUAUUAUUUUCUGCGUUGAGGUUUAGUUCAAACCACUUAUAGUCCAGUUAAGUUAAUUAUGUAUUCAUUGAGCUGUCUCCCUAGCACAACCUAAAUGCAACCAAGUAGUGUAGGGUUCUUCUUUAUUGAAGUGUAUAUCUGACUUACAUGUAACCCAGAAACAGAAUGUUCAUAAUGAGAGUAGGAGUUCUAUGAAUGAUGUUACAGGUAUCCAAUAUUUUGUUUGUUUUUAAUCAUAUAUCUUCAAAUUUGUGUAUGGAGCAUAUCAAAUUUUAGUAAACUGUAAGCUCAUGCCAAUGUUAUCUUUCAAAAAGUUUAAUUUAGACCCACUCUUUGCAGAACCUGUUCAUCCCAAACCACCAGCUCGGAAAUCACAAGCAGACCUGAAGAAGACUCGUUUGAAGUUCUCACUCCAGGAGAAGCUCUUCACUUACUACAAAAAGCAUGUAGCCAUCCCACCAACAGAGCAGAGUUGUGCCAAGCAGGCUGCUAUUGAUAUAUGUGCUGAACUGCACAACUUUAUACGCAGCAAGUUCUCAGAUAUGCCUCUUCGAGACAUGCACCUGAGUGGGAGCCUCUAUGAUGACUUGCAGGUAAUUUUAAAUGUGCCCUUUAUCAAAAACAAUUUUUAUUUUUUUUUCCCUCUCUAUUUAUUUUUUAUUUUAAAGCAAAUCUGUCACUUUCUUUGGGUCUUACUUUGCAAAUAUCCCAAAUGAAACAUUUCUCCUUAGGGGUUAGGGUCAUGUGAUAGAAGGGGUGCAGUGGAAAAGAGUUUUUUUACAUAGUUUAAGCUGUCCCUUGCGGCCACCACCAACUUCUCCUACUCCUGGCAUUUCAUUUGACAGGAACUGUCAGUACUUUACUCUUGCGCAUGCAAGGGUAAAACACUGAUGUUAGUGUGGGAUCCUUCAUGGAUGCCAUCCGGCAAUUAGUGAGAUGAUAAAUCAAUUUGGACAAAUGUUGACUGCUGAGUUCUGCCUUUUUGCCAACCUCCGGUUUACCGCAAGGCAAAGCAGUCCCUACUUUGUCUGAUGGUCUCUGGGUUGCUUUGUAAUUUAAGUUUCGCAUGAUCCGUUCAUAAGGAUUACAUCUUUAUGAAAUCCUGAGAAGUGACACCAUUUUAAUUUUUUUUUUAUCUGUUUUAAUUAUUUUUUUAUUUUUUUUAAGUUAUUCCUACAUUCAGUUAUACUGAAUAGAUUUGGGUUCCCAUUUAAUACUUGCUAACAUUGGCCUUGAUUUAUUAUUGUUGGGUAAGCUUUUCAAAUGAUUUUAUAUUUUUGGAUUAACAUUUUAAAUUUUAUUUUUAAAAAAUAUUAGAAUAUUUAAAAAUGCAUAUAACACAUACUAUAUCAAAGUAUUUAAAUCGUUUAAAAAAAAUUAAAUAAUUUGAAGAGCUUAUCCGAAAAUAUUAAAUUAAAGAAGGAAAAAAGAGGAGUAAUAUACCUAUAUUGGGGUACUGGAAAAUUAAUAAGUAUACCAGCGGCAAACUGACCAUAUAGUACCAACAAAACUAAAAAAUACUUUAAUUCGAUUAGAUAAAAAUUGCCGAAAAAAUUAGGCAACACCCAAGUGUAACACACACACACAAAAAUAUGUGAAAAUAUAAAUAAAAAAAUAAAAUAAAAAAUAUAUUUAAAAUCAAUGAAACUAGCUCGAUAGCUAUGAGUAUGAAAGGUUAUAAUAUUGCACUCACAAGGUAUAGCACACGUCUGUGCGGUACCAAACUGGAUCCUAUACAAAAUGGUAUAUGGUUAAACUACGCAACCUGAACCAAGACCCACUACAAACACACGGACGGCCAAGACAUAGAACAAACGGCCACUGCAGUCAGAUAACACCAGACGAGAGUUGCGAAACCACACGAUCUGAGCGCCACACACAUCCACAGCCCAAACACAGACCUUUUUGAUCUACCCCAAAACCCACAGAACAACACCACUUCCACGCACACAGGUGAACCCACCUCAACGCGACGACACCAAGACACACAGACAGUGACUCAGACACACAAACCGGAACCACAAAGACGCAACAAUAGAGGCAGACACACAGAGCUCCAGAAUAAAGCAACACUACAUAGAUAUAACCAUGGAAACACGCAAUAGAGGUGACACAGACUUACCGCAGAAGGUUUCACCAUCACCAGCAGAGGGAAAGGACACGAAACAUACAAAACAAAUACAACCCCAAUAUGCACGAGCAGGUAGCCACGAGACACACUAGAACUCAGGGAUACAGACAAAAGACCAGAACGCGUAAACACCAACACAUGUUCGCAAGAUGGGCCUUCACUGCAGUUUACGGCAACAGGGAUAAAUACGCAAACACAGGCAUCUCAGAAGAAAACAGUGUAUUAUUAACGAACCACCAAAGAGAUGGAGUGCAAUAAUGAAACUUCCCUUCUGACGAGCCUGGUCGGGUGAAACGCGCGCGUCAAGGGAUUGACUAUGCUACCAAUCUAACUCGAUGGUUUCAUUAUUGCACUCCAUCUAUUUUAUCUAUGGGGGGUUGGCUCUAGGUGCCCUUGAAGGCACGGGGGGGCUCUUGUAGUUUAUACUACUUACUACCUUUUUCUUUUUCACUGCCUCCUCUGUCCUGUUAUUUCCCGAUAUACCGGCUAACCCGCCAUGCCGUAUUAGCAGACUUUACUUUUUCAUUAACGUCUUCCAUAGGCUUUCCGGCUUGAAGGCAGUACAUUCUAUCGGAUAUACAGGCAUUUUUAUCCCUUAUACCAGUUUCCCAGACUUUUAGGAGCAGCAGGAUCAUGGUAAAUAAUUAUUAUGGAUUCUUUACACAUAUCAUAGUACAGGGCUUGACAAAUUUGAAUCUAGGAGCCAGCUAAAAAGUUAGGAGACAGAUUUUUCAAUGUCAAAAUUAUAAUUCUUAAAGGGACACUAUAGGUACCAGAACCACUACAGCUUAAUGUAGCUGUUCUGAAGUCUAUACCAGAUCCCUGCAUGCUUCUCAAAGUAAAAACUGACUUUUUUAUGACAAAAGGCAGUGUUUACAUUGCUGCCUAGUAACACCUCUAGUGACAGUCACUCAGGUGGCCUCUUGAGGUGCUUCCUGGGUCAGUGCUGCACACUGUGCAGCAACCUUGUUAAUGCUCCCCAUAGGAAUGUAUUGACGAGGAGACGUUAAGUGAUGCAGUGUGACGUUUUGCAGCGCAAUAGUCCCCCAAUUCUUUUCUAUGGGUAAGCAGUGAGUUAGCUGAGAUUGUCUGUCUAGAUUAGAGGAGGUGAGGCCACCAGCACAGCGUGGGAAAAAGGUGAGUAAAAAACACGUUUCCUAUGUGAUUGGAGGGGUGCAGGUCACCUAAACAUACAUACAAACAAACUGAAACACUGACACACGCACACACACACUCACUGACACAGACACUCACAAAUUAUUACUUUUUAAUUUUAUUUUAAAUCCACACAGCCUCCCUAUCUUUGGGGCUGCUGUCAUCUCCCUGCUAUGCUCCCUAGAACACUGUUUAGUGAUGCCGGAUCAGGCUGACAUCAUAAUCGGCUCCCGACAUCACUGGAGGGUGCGUGAGGCAGCAGAUUAUGAGCUGACCACUCCAUUGCGCCGCUGCACAAUGUGUUAAAUAGUUUCAAAAGUUUUGCUGAGCUUUCUGCUUUCAUUAGGAUGGCUGGGGGAAGAUUUACCUGGAUUUCUCUUCCUUUUGGACAUUUCUCCUGACAGCUUCAUCUCUCAGAGUUGCAUCAUAAGUUUAGUAUUGUAUAUGCAGGAGAGUAGGCACUGGGUGUCUAUAGAGGAUCCUGCUGGAUACCUGUCCUCAUCAGCCGGCAAUAGUGAAGGCUCAUGAUAAAUGGCAGAUGUGGCAGUGGAAAAGUCUGUGUAUCAUCACUUUGUAGAAUACACAUGCUUUGUGAAUGUAAUAUAUUCGAGUGACUGCUAAGGUAUUGAAUAAUAGAGAAGAAGUGAAAAAUAUAGAAACAAUUUUAUGGUAUGGUGAGGUGUUUUUAUUAAUUAUUUUUUAAACCGAUGAGGAUGUACUUUUUAUUGUAUUUAGUUGUAUAUUCCUUUUUGUUUUUUUGUUUUUCACAAGACAUUUGCGUGAAAUUUAACUAUGUGACUCUUCAUGCCAGGAUGUGGUGUGGCGGUUAUGAGAAUAACCUCUAACGGCAGCACGCAGGAUGUGUACCAUACUGCACUAACAGGAAAACAUGUUGUUUUACACCUGUGGUUUACUCACCGCUUUUAAAGUUGCAGAAAAUCUAAUUUGGAUGUAAUGUUUCGCCGUUUACAUCUAGUAUAAUAAUGGAUGCAUACUAAAGAUCUGCAACUACCCUUUUGAUCAGACACGUUUUGGAUAAUUCCUAUAGAAACAUUGUUUUGAUGUUGCAUAUAUAGAGUUGUGCAUUAGUGCAGCAAAAAAUAGGUCUAAAUCAUGUAUGUGUGCCUGUGUACAGAUAAUCACUGGAAGGGAGUGCCUCAAAAGUGAGAAGCCACUUUCCGAGAUUGUAAUUUUAGAUUGACUUAUUCCCGACGUAUAGGAAAUAUGUUUUUUAGCUCUGAAAAAUAAAAUGACAUGUAUAAGUCCACACUGGUUCUCCAGUGUGGCUCUUUGUUAUAAGUUUUGAACUUUUUACCUAGCCCAGUGGUUCCCAACCUUUUUUUACUUGAGUACCCCCUGGCAGCUCAUUUCCAUAAAGCCUCUGCCUGCUCCUCUUCUCCCCAGCCUCCCCCUGCUCCUCUUCUCCCCAGGCUCCCCCUGCUCCUCUUCUCCUCAGGCUCCCCCUGCUCUUCUUCUCCUCCUCCUCCCGCCCCGGGCUCCCUCUGCUCCUCCUCCCGCCCCGGGCUCCCUCUGCUCCUCCUCCCGUCACGGGCUCCCUCUGCUCCUCCUCCCGCCACGGGCUCCCUCUGCUCCUCCUCCCGCCCCGGGCUCCCUCUGCUCCUCCUCCCGCCCCGGGCUCCCUCUGCUCCUCCUCCCGCCCCGGGCUCCCUCUGCUCCUCCUCUUGCCCCGGGCUUCCCCUCCUCCUGCUCCUCCUCCUUCUUCCCCGGGCUCCCCCUGCUCCUCCUCCUUCUUCCCCAGGCUCCCCCUGCUCCUCCUCCUUCUGCCCCGGGCUCUUUCUGCUCCUCCUUCUGUCCCGAGCUCCCCCUGCUCCUCCUCCUGCCCAGGGCUCCUCCUGCCCCGAGCUUCCCCUGCUCCUCCUCCUUCUGCCUCGGGCUCCCCCUGCUCAUGGGUGGGGGGCCGGGAGGGAGGACAAUAGAUCCUUAUUGUAAUUUAGGGCCUCCACCUGCCACUCAUGGGUAUGAGGGGACACUUUUUUUAAAUUUUAUUUUUUACAUUUAUUUUUUUUUAAUAAGUGAGCAGCCACCAAUAUUUGGUGUUUGUUUGUUCGUCUGACAUUUCUAUUCAUUCAUUCGUCUUUCUGACGAAUGAAUAGACGAAAUUCCAGUCCGAAUUUCAGACAAUAGUCCCAGUGUUUAAGUGGGCAUGUGUCCCAUAGGGCUUUCAUCUACCCACACAAAGUGGAGGGAGGGGGGCUAGGUGCAUUUGGUGGUGACUAAGGGAGACAUUAGAUGUAGUGGAGUCGGGAGGGGGGGGUUAAAAAACAAAACAAAAAAAAACACGGAUGUGGUCAUGACUAUGCCGCUUUAAGGUAUUUGGGACAAAUGAUGCAGGGUCAGCAAAAAAGUUACGCUUUCAACAGAAAUGUCAACAAUAGCAUAAGGUAAGGUUAAGAAGGGAUGCUUUCUCCUAUGUUCGAAACAUUUAAAUACAUAAAGGGAAUCAACACAGUAAAGGAGGAGACUUUAUUUAAAAGAAGAAAAACUACCACAACAAGAGGACAUAUUCUGAAAUUAGAGGGGCAAAGGUUUAAAAAUAAUAUCAGGAAGUAUUCCUUUACCAAGAGGGUAGUGGAUGCAUGGAAUAGCCUUCCAGCUGAAGUGGUAGAGGUUAACACAUUGAGGAAGGUUUAGCAUGAGUGGGAUAGGCAUAAGGCUAUCCUAAACUUAAGAUAAGGCCAGGGACUAAUGAAAGUAUUUAGAAAAUUGGGCAGACUAGAUGGGCGGGAAAAAAAAUACUAACACAAUUAUCAAUGUUUUAUUUAAUGGUGAUAUUUUCAGAAAAGCCACUUGCCCUUUUUAAGAAUUCUACAAAGGAAAUCCCCAGUAAAGUAACAACAGUUAUUGUUUGCUUUAUUUUUAUGAUUUAAAUAAUAUAUUGGAAAUUGUGAGCUUUUAAAAGCCUGUUAGCGGGGUCCAGCAGAUAACCCUUUGGACACAGUGGGCAAAGGCUCCACCAUAUGUGAAUACAUUAGUGUUUUACUUGAGAUUUGGCAAAAAGUGCAGAUAUGCAAAUGAGCUUGUGUUCAUCAAUCUAUCUAAAUUUAGUUGAAAUCGACAUUGCUGGAAUUUCUGCUCUAGCAAUCCGGUAAUCAGAGACCAGGCCGUGGGAGACUGGGGAAACUCUUGGUUUGUGUCAAGCCACUUAGAAAUGGUUUGACACAGAAUCAGAAAAUGGUGUUUGCAGUUUUCUAACCCCUAACCACUACAGCUAGUUUGAGUUGUUAUUGUGCUUAAGACUGCUCAUUUAAGAGACAUAAUGUGCUGGUUUUCAUCAGUGAGUUUCCAGUGAUACAAAGCAGGGCUUUCAUGAAUGGGAUGUUGUUCACUAGCCGAUCUGUUAUAAAAUCAGCAAGAAGAAAUCUGAGCAUCUGCUCUUCAUUUAGCACAAAGUAUAAAGCAGCUUGUUUCUCAUUGUCGGGAUGGGUGGGUAUGCUAUAUCCUAGAAUGGGCUGUUUCCAUAAGCCUUGUGAUUCAUUUAUAUAAAAUACAUUUUUCUGGCUCGGUGACCUUGUAACUUUGGAUUCUGCUCAAAAUCUCUUCUGAGAAACAAAUCGCUGAUUUAUUCCAUUGAGUACAUUGCUGGGAAUAAUGGAGAGGAAGAAAGAUAAUCCGGUCACACUAUCUCCCUCUAUUUUAUCUCCAAAGUCUUUUUUUCCUUCCUUGUUUUUCAGUGUUGCUGUUCUUUUCUGUAAACACAAUGGGAUUUAUUCACUUAACACAAAGUUGUAGCAAACUGACAACGGAAUUGCAAACUUUAGGUUAAAGUAGCUGAUUUACUAAAAGUCGUCACAGCUUGUCAUUUUGCAAUUCAUAUAUUUUUUUGUAAAUCCCACAUUUUUGUUAGUUUUGUUUUUAUUUCUUUACACUGCAACAUUAUAGCCCAGGAAGUGAUUUGAGCCAUGCUAAGAGAUUGUCAUUGAUUACAAACCACUGCAUUAAACGAUCACUCCAAACAUUUAAAGCACUUUUUUUUUUUUUUUUUUUCGUAUUACAAAAAGUGCAGAUUUCUAUAGAAAUUGGCACAUCUUGUAACACCCCCUGGCUGUCAAUCGGACACCCAGUCCUGUUACUCCCUGGUGGUUUAGCUAGCUGGAGCUAAACUCAAGAGGCAGCAACUGACUAGAACACUUGCCUUGCAAACAGUUCUCAUUGAGCUACAUUGGUGAAGUAUAUGUUUGGACAGCCACAGAAAGUCUCUGGGCUGGAGAAGAAGGGAAGGGCUUGCAAAGGCUGCAUAUGUACACCAAUAAUAUAUUUAUAUAUACAAUUUUAUAUAUUUCAUGAGGGCUUCUAGAUGUAUAAGUAAUUAUUAUUGUUUUAUAAAUGUUGUCAGGUGAGUUAGUAUAAUAAAUGGAAAUGUCAAACACUGUUCUGAUGCAGAUUGAGGGGUCCUGCCAUGAAACCUAAACAUCUACUAAUCUUUUAUUGAAAUUAUAGCAGUAUUUUACAACUAGUCAAAGAAACGUAUAUGAGAAGACACCAUAAUGGCUUCUGCAAUGAACAUAUAAAGGUGCAAAUAAUUAAAAGCUGUAAAUUAGCAAGCUUUCUCUUAUAUCUUUUUUUUUUUUAAUUUUUUCUUUAGGUGGUAAGGGCUGAUCACAUUCAGCUCAUGGUUCCACUUUCUGUGGAAAAGAAUCUGUGGUCAUGUGUUCCUGGUGAAGAAACUAUCCUUAACCUACCAGGAUUCUGUCUUCUACGUCGUGAAAACCUUGAGUACUUCCCUAGGGGGACAAGCUACUGGGAUCGCUGUGUAGUGGGUGGGUACCUUUGCCCAAAGGCUGUGGUAGCCACUUUUGAGAAAGUUGUGGCUGGCUCUAUCAACUGGCCAGCUAUUGGUAGUAUGUUAGGUUAUGUAAUUAGACCUGUGGUGCCAUCUGAUAGCCUCAUCUUGGAAGUUCAGUAUGAAGAAAACCAAAGGCUCUUCAUUGAUUUUCUGCCAUUGGUGGCACUUGAAGAUAAAACAGCAGUAGCCAAAUCUCACAGACUGCCUCGUUAUGGGAACAUGUGGCGCCUCAGUCAACGUGCAGCAGAAACUGCUGCCCUUAUAGGAAAAGAUCAGCAAGACGGGGGUUGUCGAAGUCUCUGCCUAAGGAUCCUUAAAGCAAUUUGCCGUUACAAUCUGCCUAUCACUCACCUUACAGCCUCCCAUCUAACUAAUAUUCUCCUCCACAUCUGUGAAAAGGAGUCAGACUGGUCACAGGGUGCCUUGGCUGACCGAUUCCUUCAUGCACUUAAGGAGACUGUAAGCUACUUGGAGAUGGGAGAAUUGCCCUCAGCUGUAGACCCUAAAGUGAACUUAUUUUCUGAACUCACAGCAGAAGAGGUGGAUGAGAUGGGGUAUUUUCUCUAUUGUUCCUUGACAGAGCCAGAGGUGCUACUGAGGACAGGGGACUAAGUGUGGUGGGAUAUAGACAUAUACAGUAGUAUAAGACACUGUUCUUUUCUGUGGGACCUGCAUCUUAACCUGAUUUGUAUCGAUGAAAUGCAAUUAUUUUUUUCUCAAAUUACUUGAACAAUGUGUAUUUUCUUUUUGUUUUAAUCUUUUAGUAGCUUCUUUAAUCAGAUUCCUCAACUAUCCGAAGAAAGCCACCCUCUAUGGUAUAGACCAAACGUAGGGUAAAUUAUGAAAAGCAUUGUAUAGCCAACCUAACUAGAACAAGAUACAUUUAAAUUAUUUCAACAACUUCUGGAACCUGUCCAGUCACCGUUUUAUACUAAUCAUGAGAUGUGCAAGUUUAGGAUAUUUACUUGGAAUAUAUAUCUAUAGUAAUUAUAGACAUCUACCUUAAAUCUGUUUGUCUUGUACCAUGGUAUUUUCUGUUACAGUAAGUCUGUCGUGAAAAAUUACUUGGUGCUACUUUCAGGGAAUACCAUUUUAUCAAUACACUGCUGUAGUUGCCAUUUUGCUUGCCAAUGCAUUGAUGAAAGGUAUUCUUCAUGGGCUAUUCUGUAUGUUGUUUGGCUGUCAAAAUUUGUCUUUUUCAGUUGGAUUUAAACCGUUCGGACACUCACAUAUGCAAAAUUUAUUUGCAGCCAAAUUUGUACUACUACUAUUCGACUGCCGCCUGGUUACCUGUUAAAAGUAGCUAAAUAUCUGUAUAUCUUGACUGAUUGAACUAUUCACAGACAACCGAAUUGUUCCAAAUCCCCUGUAACAUACUUUUGGGAAAUUCCCUCAUAUCUUAAUGUUUUUUCAUGCUGGUGAGUUCUGUUAUUUACAAAGAUUAAUUUAAAAUUAGCAAGGGUCCAUUUAAAUCAAUGCAGUUUCAGUUCAGGCAAAUAAGUUACCCUUUAGAUAUCUCUUUUGACUUUCUUUGUGAGUACGCCAUUGCAAAGUAGAAGGUACCUUUUAAAAUUUCCAUUUGCUGGUGAAUGACUAAUUGGGAAGCGGCGGAUGUGUUACAGCUUCUUUAAUAGUAUGCAAUAUACCAUAGGUUUUGAGAUUUUAAGUUUGUAGCUACAUGGAGGUAUUAGACAUACUAUGCCACGUCAGAAGUGGCUUUUUAUAUGGCCAAUAUAGAAUGGCACCAGUAUUUAGGGAAGGAUCCAAGGUUCUAUGAAAACACUUGCAAUGUGCAAUAUUGUAUGUAAAUCACAUGCUGCAGCAUGACCCGAAAUAAUGCAAUUUAUAUUUAUUCUUAAUGCCAUUUCAUGGUACCUUUUUGAAGCUGCUAAGUAUGAUUAAUCAAAUCUCACUAUUUCAAAUGCAACCAUAGCAUUAAUAGUGUUAUAGUUUAAUUAAAACAGAAAUUUGUUGCGUACACUGUAGCCCUCUGCUGUGGAAGGGUGUAGUGAUGUCUCCUUGUGACCUGCAAUCAAUCACUAAACAACCAUAAGUAUUAAAUAAACCAUUUUGUUGCUCGAUAGAGCCAAUGUUGCUGAUUUAACCUAUUGCUAUAUUUUCAUCAAAAUCCAUGGAAAUAACCCUUCUAUGGUUUGUUCAAAAUAGGGAAUUAUUAAAAUGUCAGAUUUCUAUCAAGCACAAAAGAAAAGUAUUCAGCUACAAGUUAGGUUUAUGCAUCUAUUUACUGCCACAAUUUAUUUUUGAACAUUAGAAUAGCCUUUUCUGCGCUCCUUAGGAAACUCAAUUGGAAAAUGAAUUUACCUCAAUAUGCGUCACCAAACCACGACCGAAAAAAGUGGAGAUUUCCUCCAUUUAAUCUAACAAGGAAUAUUCAUAGAUUUUCAAAAAAAGUUUUGUCUGUAUUGGGCAGCUACAACACAGUUUUAGGCUUUAUAAUUUGUUUGUGUAACCUUUGAAAUCAGUUUAAGGAAAAUGCUGUGAAUGCCAUGUUGCAUUAAAAGCCUCUUUGAAAUUAUGCAUUUCUUUAGUACUUAAAGGGACACUCUGAGAAACAAUACUACUUCAAUGUAUUUAUCAGGUUUUGGCCUCAUAAUAUGCUGUAUUUUUGGCAUUUGCAAGCCAUUAUAGUUUUUGCAUGUCUCCUUAGACAUGCCCCUUCAUGCUACAAAGACUUGAUUUUCAAUGUAUGCACACAGCUCCACAAAUAACAGUACUGUUUUGUAUUCACAACCUGGCUUCAGACACUCUAGAUUCAGGCAGUGAUUUCCUUAUUGUAGGUCUUCCUGGGUGUCCUCUCCUUCCAAUGCAGGUUGUUUUGUCGUUCAGAUCAUUCAGUACUGUCAGUGGCUGAGCUGUGUACAUAUGUUUUAUAAGGAAGUCUUUCUGGCAUGAGGGGGCAUGGUUAAGGAGGCAGACUUAUUGUGCAGCAAAACAUUACUUUUUUGUUGGCAAAAACUAUAAAGAUCUAAGCAUGCAAAAAACAGCACAUUAAUGAAACCAAAAAUUAUUAAAAGCUUUACUUGUAUUGAUGCUCAAAGUAUAUCUUUAAGUCUACAAAUGUCAAAAAUGGAACCUGUAAUGCAAUUAAAAGGCACUGAGUAUUGGUAGAAUUUUUAGACUCCUCUGAACUGUUACAUUGAUUGUGAUUUACUUUAUACUGUUAGUACUUCCUUACACAUGAGUUUUACACUGUGAAUGCACUCUAGGGUUGAAUGUUGAACACUAUGGAACACUAUAUUGUUUUACAUUGCGGGCUUAGGAGGACAGGAACAUUGCCCCCAGAUCACUUCAAUGCGGUGAGGUGGUCUGGGUGCCUAUAUUGUCCCUUUAAAGACUCAUCAUUUAAAAAACAAAAUAUCCAUGUAUUAUUUGUUGUUUACAGGGAAAUUUAGUAAUAUUCUCUGAACAAUUAAAUGCAGAAAAUCCACUUUUCAUUGGUGUAGAAUCCGUGAUGGGAAAUUUUGAGUGGUUUCUUCUGAGAUCAGUUAAGAGUUUCUCACAGAAAUGAUGCCAAUUUUAUUUCCCCCCCUGCUUCCUGUCAUAGAUCAUUGCUUUUACUCUAUGGAAACCCUAGGUCAUUGAACAUGAAUAUGCUGACUGUGCUUUCCCUCUGGCACCUAGGUUUCGGUUUGAUACUAAGAGGUGUGCUGACCUUGCUAGUAGGAUUGAAGUCUAGCAGACAAGCCAUACUGCCAACAAAAAAAUGCAUACUUUCAGCAAAUCCAUGACAUCUGAAGGAAAUAACAGACUUGACAAUAAAUUGUGAAUACAUUAAUUUUUCUCUUUACUGUUAAAUUAAAUUGAGAGCGUGCUCUUAUCUUCAGGAUUGUAUCUCAGGCAAUUAGACCGUAAUGUAAUCAGUAGGUUUUCCGUGUGGUUUCCAAAGAUCUAAACUAAAUGCUUUUUAUUUUGCAUUCAGUUCACUGUGAACAUUUUGAAGGACAUUUUGUUAAGUAAUUUUAUAUUUUGUGUUACGCUAUUCUUGCAAUAAGAAAAACAAACCUAAAUAUAAAUGCAGGGUAUAUUGCAACAUUCCUCCCAACCAGGUUCCAGUGAGUGUUGUGAUGAUCCUUGGUUUUCUAGUAAUCCUGUAUUGGGAUUCCAGCUUCCCAAAAUGAAUUCCAGGACAAAAAUGGUUGCCUCCUUGGAAGGGCACAGACCAGAUUUAACAAUAUGCAUACAAAUGUUAUGUUGAUAAUACAAUGCAAUAAUAAUACCUACAUUUUGUGUAAAGCUGGAUAAGUGUUCUUGUACAUUCAGAAUAUCCAAAUAUAAUGAACCUGUAGAUUCCAUAAAGGCCAACAUUACAAUAUUCAACACUGUGUUCGAGGCCCCUGUGAUCAUGUAAGCCUACAGAAGUAUACCUUGGUGAAUAUAUGGGUUGGGAACGUAUAACAUGCAUGUUUUUGAGAUGUGUGUGAAUGAAAUGAAUGAUAUUAACAAUAAAAAAGACACAUUUUAAAAGUGUGUUGGUGUCAUUAUUAAAGUGUGUGCUUUUAAAAAAAAUAGUAAUUUUAAAGUAGGCACAAAGACCUAAACAACACAUCCUUGCAAAGGUUGGAAGGAGUUGGCAGCCAUUCCGUGCGACUGAAUCCUGCUAAACCAUACAAAUGUUAUGGCCAAAUGCAGAGAGGUUCUAGGUGCCAUAGAUAUAAUUCUUGUAGAAAAGUUUUCAAAGCCAAUUUUG